UGGGGUACUCCAAGAGAGAGAGAGAGAGAGUGUGUGGCUGUAUCUGUAACUUGCUAUAAAAAGCGAACGUAAUCUUUGGCAUGUGAGCUCAGAAAUAACUUUCCCACCCACACCCUGUUAGAAAGAAAGAGAGAGAAGGACAAGAAGAAGAUAAGACUAAACAACACAAGGCCUCUUUGCAUUCAGAUCAACAACCUAGAGAUGGCAUCAGUGCAUGCUAGCUUGACAUCAGUUGUGUGCCAAAAUGGCAACCAUGCUUCUCCAGCAAAGUUCCCCAGUACUGCCUUCUUGCCUGGGUUUGAUGUCGUUGGGCGUGUCUCAAGUGCAUCGUCUAAGAAGGAAAUGUUUGCUGCUGCGGCUGUUAGCUCGGGCACUAGAGCCACAUUAACCUUUGAUCCCCCGACAACUGAUUCGGAUAAAACCAAACAAAGGAAGCAUACAAUUGAUCCUGCUUCUCCUGAUUUUCUGCCACUUCCAUCCUUUGAACAAUGCUUUCCAAAGAGCACAAAAGAAUAUAAGGAAGUUACUCAUGAACAAUCCGGUCAUGUACUCAAAGUUCCCUUUCGAAGAGUCCACCUGGCUGGGGAUGAACCAAACUUUGACACCUACGACACCAGUGGUCCUCAAAACAUCAACCCUCGCAUUGGACUUCCAAAACUGCGCAAGGACUGGAUUGACGGGCGUGAGAAAUUAGGUGCUCCUAGAUACACACAGAUGUACUAUGCUAAGCAGGGAAUUAUAACUGAGGAAAUGUUGUACUGCGCCACUCGCGAGAGGCUUGACCCAGAAUUUGUGAGGUCAGAGGUUGCUCGUGGGCGGGCAAUCAUUCCUUCCAAUAAGAAGCACCUGGAGCUGGAGCCAAUGAUAGUUGGAAGAAAUUUUUUGGUCAAAGUGAAUGCAAAUAUUGGAAAUUCUGCUGUUGCAAGCUCCAUCGAAGAAGAAGUUUAUAAGGUUCAAUGGGCAACCAUGUGGGGUGGUGACACUGUCAUGGAUCUCUCUACAGGUCGCCACAUCCAUGAGACCCGCGAGUGGAUCCUACGUAAUUCUGCUGUACCAGUAGGGACUGUACCCAUAUAUCAAGCACUUGAAAAGGUGGAUGGGAUUGCAGAAAAUCUUAACUGGGAAGUUUUCAGGGACACCCUGAUUGAACAAGCUGAGCAGGGUGUGGAUUACUUCACUAUCCAUGCUGGGGUUCUACUACGAUACAUCCCACUAACAGCAAAGCGCAUGACAGGAAUUGUUUCACGUGGAGGAUCCAUUCAUGCAAAGUGGUGCUUAGCUUACCAUAAGGAGAAUUUUGCUUAUGAGCACUGGGAUGACAUACUUGACAUCUGUAAUCAGUAUGAUGUAGCCCUGUCAAUAGGAGAUGGGCUGAGACCUGGGUCCAUUUAUGAUGCAAACGACACUGCUCAGUUUGCAGAGCUGCUAACUCAGGGAGAACUGACCCGCAGAGCAUGGGAGAAGGAUGUCCAGGUCAUGAAUGAAGGGCCUGGACAUAUUCCAAUGCACAAGAUUCCUGAGAACAUGCAAAAACAACUGGAAUGGUGUAAUGAAGCACCGUUCUACACCCUUGGUCCUUUAACAACUGAUAUUGCUCCUGGAUAUGAUCACAUCACCUCUGCAAUUGGUGCUGCCAAUAUUGGGGCUCUAGGCACUGCUCUUCUAUGUUAUGUAACUCCAAAAGAACACCUUGGGUUGCCAAAUCGGGAUGAUGUAAAGGCUGGAGUUAUAGCAUAUAAGAUAGCUGCUCAUGCAGCUGAUUUAGCCAAAGGUCACCCAUACGCUCAAGCCUGGGAUGACGCACUAAGCAAGGCAAGAUUUGAGUUCCGGUGGAUGGACCAGUUUGCUUUGUCAUUGGACCCUAUGACUGCCAUGUCCUUCCAUGAUGAAACCCUGCCAGCAGAAGGUGCUAAGGUGGCCCAUUUUUGCUCUAUGUGUGGACCUAAAUUCUGCUCAAUGAAGAUAACUGAGGAUGUGAGGAAGUAUGCUGAGGAGCAUGGCUAUGGAAGUGCUGAGGAAGCUGUGCAGCAUGGGAUGGAUGCUAUGAGUGCUGAGUUUCUGGCUGCUAGGAAAACUGUCAGUGGAGAACAACAUGGUGAAAUAGGGGGGGAAAUCUACUUGCCUGCAAGUUAUGUAAGCUUCUCAGAGAGGUGAAGGAUCAUAUAAAUGAGGAGAAUCAGUUUGGAAAUCAUGAAGACUUGGUGCAUGUUUGACUUAUCAAGAACACUAUUGGGAAGUUCAAAGUUUAGUUUAUUAAAGCUUUGAAGACAUAUCUAUCUUUAUUCUGUUUGUUUCGUGUGCCCCAGUAAUAAAAUGCCUAUGUUUCAUGUUUAAUUUUA
Molecule: messenger RNA, 2339 nt
Organism: Quercus lobata
Lineage: Eukaryota; Viridiplantae; Streptophyta; Magnoliopsida; Fagales; Fagaceae
Gene: THIC
Product: thiaminC
Exons: 6
Coding region: 202-2154 (650 amino acids)
Biological process (GO): thiamine biosynthetic process
Molecular function (GO): carbon-carbon lyase activity; iron-sulfur cluster binding
Source: RefSeq, a predicted model, not a curated record